Fusarium tjaetaba is the source of this 1998-nucleotide messenger RNA. Its product is annotated as pfs domain protein. The coding region runs from base 1 to 1998 and encodes 665 amino acids. NCBI's taxonomy places the organism in Eukaryota, Fungi, Ascomycota, Sordariomycetes, Hypocreales, Nectriaceae. Gene Ontology annotation, biological process: nucleoside metabolic process. The transcript has 2 exons. The record is from RefSeq and is a predicted model, not a curated record. Gene Ontology annotation, molecular function: catalytic activity.
AUGGAUACGAAGUUGCGCAGACUCUUCCAUGAAGUGCAACGACAGCUGGAAAUUCCAGCAAAGGUGUUAGAGAAAGACUAUGAGUCUGCCAGUUCUGGCAUAUUCAUGCCUCGGCAGAUUUACCAGAACUAUCGUACUGAGCUCGAACAGCUGCACGAAUGUCUAUCCGAUUUUCAGGAUGUCUGCGAGUUGUUGGCGGAAGAUAUCUAUACCGAGGAUAUAUGGAAGAACCAGAAGCUUCACGACUGGGCGAGGUCAGACGAGCCAUCGUUGCUGAUGAUCCAAGGCGGCUACGAGUCAGUCAAUCGUCUUGAGAGAUUUGCUGUAGAAGUUUGGGGGUAUCUUGACAGCCUGGAACCAACAGUCGCCACUUUGCCAUCUCCGAGUUCAGCGGACUUCUUUGAUGGAUCUGAUGAACGAGAACUGCUGCGGCAGAUCGCGCUCCAGGCUUUGCGAAAGGCUUCAGUUGAUAACCCGAUAUGUUUCCUAGCCGAUAUGGUACAACUAUUUGCAGACGCUUCAACAUGCGAAGACUGGUUCAGAAUACUCGAGAGAAUAUUCCAGAUGUUCCCAAGUUUGAUCAUCAUUAUGACGGUUACUGUUCUCGGGGAACGAGCUGAGAGCACAACGUCGUGGCCUACCCAACUGAGCAAAUUGAUGGCAAGCGUGCAAAAGACGUCUUUGACAUAUCUGAAAGUGCUACUUCUCGCAGCCCAUCCACUAUGGUCUAUACCAGAAACACACUCGCUCCUUUGGGUUGGUCCAGCACCCGACAUCGGUUCAGAUGAUGGAAUGGAGAUCAUCGACACCCAAUCGGAACACUAUCUUCCCCUUAGCUUUCCGAUUCAAAACAGUAGUAGACACGAAACAUCUGAGAGGUCGGAUGAGCCACAGGGCGACAAAAUACCAGAACAACGGGACCAGCAUACUACUGCCCAUGAGACACCGGAAGUAGGAAGGUCGGAGUUACUUCAGCAGAGUCCGUUUCCUUCUCAACCUCAGCAAAUCGAUAUAGCAAUUCUAUGCGCCUUGACCCUUGAAGCCGAUGCUAUUGAGACUCUGUUUGAUGGGCAAUGGACUGGCGUGUACAAUCGUUCCGAGGGAGAUACAAACACGUAUACAUUUGGAGUUAUUGGCCGCCAUGGUGUCGUAUUAGUCCAUAUGCCCGGCAUGGGGACAACCUACUCCGCGACCGUAGCUACUUGCUGCAGGUCGACUUUCCCUAGAAUAUCACUGGCACUAGUGGUAGGGAUAUGCGGAGGAGUCCCAUUUUCUCAGGAUGGGACAGAGUUGUUGCUCGGCGAUGUUGUCAUUAGCGAUGGACUAGUUCGCUAUGACUUCGCGAGGCAAUACCCAGAUGGCUGCUUGAUCAAAAACAGCGUGUCAGAGAGCGCUAGGAAGCUGCCGGUGGAGAUUCUUGGGUACCUGGCCAAGCUCAAAGGUCUUAAUGCUCGCGGGAGACUACGAGAACGAGCGAAUGCAUAUCUUGACACAUUAAGUGACGUGCUCGGUAUGAAGAAUCCUGGUGUCGAGGAAGAUAUCCUUUUUGAGUCGACAUAUAGACACCAGCAUCACCCUCCAUUGUCCUGCAGCAUAUGUAUUGGCAACUCAGGUGACUUGACUGGUAUGGUUUGUAAUGAAGCCCGCUCUGCAAGCUGCAAAGAUCUAAAGUGCGAUAUUGCAAAUUCUGUAGCCCGCAAGCGGCAAAGGGAUGCAACUGGCAAUCAAUGGAAUAUGUUUCCGGCGGUGCACUUUGGGAAAUUUGGCUCUGGAGAUAAGGUUAUGAAGUCGGGGGAAGACCGUGACCGUAUUGCACGUAGUGAAGGUAUAAUUGCUUUCGAGAUGGAGGGGGCGGGGGCUUGGGAUACGCUGCCUUGCGUGAUUAUUAAAGGUAUUUGUGAUUAUUCUGACAGCCACAAAGAUAAGAGGUGGCAAUUAUAUGCCGCUUCAACGGCAGCGGCCUACGCAAAAGCUUUCCUAGAGGACUGGCGGCAAUAG